AUGAGGAUGGAAGCGGCUGGGGAAGUGCAGGCGGUCGAGCGGGCCCGGGGCCCCCACGCGCCGCCAGCUGUGCCUGCAACCGGCUCGGGCCUCGGGGGUGCUGCGGCGCGGCCCCCGGGCAGCUGGGGCAAGUGGGUCAGACUCAACGUGGGGGGCACGAUCUUCCUGACCACCCGGCAGACACUGUGUAGGGAGCAGAAGUCCUUUCUGAGCCGCCUCUGCCAGGGGGAGGAGUUGCAGUCGGACCGGGAUGAAACAGGGGCGUAUCUCAUAGACCGGGAUCCCACCUACUUUGGCCCCAUCCUGAAUUUCCUUCGUCAUGGCAAGCUUGUUUUGGACAAAGAUAUGGCUGAAGAGGGGGUCCUAGAGGAAGCUGAAUUCUAUAACAUCGGCCCCUUGAUUCGAAUCAUCAAAGAUCGACUGGAGGAGAAGGACUACACAGUGACCCAGGUGCCUCCUAAGCAUGUCUACCGAGUACUGCAAUGUCAAGAGGAAGAACUUACUCAGAUGGUCUCCACCAUGUCUGAUGGCUGGAGGUUUGAGCAGGAGGAGGAGGAGGAGGAAGAGCGGCAGGAGGAGAAAGUGCAGGUGGAGGAGAAAGUGCAGGUGGAAGCCGAGGCAGAUUCAGACGAGAAAGGUUCCGCCCGGUCCCCUCUCAGGCCUGAGGCUGAGCUCUGUUGGAGGGUUUCCCUUUCUCUCCCAGUCCUGCAGAGCUCCCAGUCCCUGGGAGGAAGAGAACAAGGUAACCUCACUGAGGGGGGCCUCGUCACAUCACCUCUGGCCUUCAGUUUCCUCAUCUGUAAACUGGGGCUGCGAACCUUUGCCUUGCCUACCUCACAGGGCUGUUGUGAGGAUGGAAUGAGCGGAUAA
This is a messenger RNA of Gracilinanus agilis (Agile Gracile Mouse Opossum), 870 nucleotides long. It is a transcript of the gene KCTD17, whose product is annotated as potassium channel tetramerization domain containing 17. The transcript has 7 exons. Gene Ontology annotation, molecular function: cullin family protein binding. Gene Ontology annotation, biological process: proteasome-mediated ubiquitin-dependent protein catabolic process; protein homooligomerization. The coding region runs from base 1 to 870 and encodes 289 amino acids. Gene Ontology annotation, cellular component: Cul3-RING ubiquitin ligase complex; cytoplasm. NCBI's taxonomy places the organism in Eukaryota, Metazoa, Chordata, Mammalia, Didelphimorphia, Didelphidae. The record is from RefSeq and is a predicted model, not a curated record.